Messenger RNA from Danio rerio (zebrafish), 1374 nucleotides. RefSeq names its product alanine--glyoxylate aminotransferase a (gene agxta). NCBI's taxonomy places the organism in Eukaryota, Metazoa, Chordata, Actinopteri, Cypriniformes, Danionidae. The record is from RefSeq and is marked provisional. Gene Ontology annotation, molecular function: L-serine:pyruvate transaminase activity; L-alanine:glyoxylate transaminase activity.
GAUUGGCCAAAGGGUAAAAUGUUUGCCCACAUUUAACUUGAGUUAACCAUUACCUCAGUCUCUCAGUGCACUGGCAGCAUUAUGUCGUCUCUGUCUGUUCUUCCACCGGAAUGUCUGCUAAAGCCUUUCCCUGUUCCUCAACGGCUUAUGCUGGGACCAGGACCGUCCAAUGUACCUGCACGGAUCUCAGCAGCUGGAGCGCAGCCCAUGCUGGGACACCUGCACACAGAAACCAUUGAGAUUAUGAAUCAGAUAAAGAGCGGCAUUCAGUAUGCGUUUCAAACCAAAAACCGAGUGACUCUUGCCGUGAGUGGACCGGGUCAUGCUGCGAUGGAGUGUGCCAUCUUUAACUCCCUGGAGCCUGGAGACAAAAUCCUCAUAGCAGUCAAUGGCAUAUGGGGAGAGAGAGCUUCAGAGAUUGCGGAGAGGAUAGGUGCCAAGGUGAACACAGUUGAAACCAUGGCUGGGGGGUAUUUAACAAAUGAGGAAAUUGAGAAGGCAUUAAACAAAUACAGGCCAGCAGUGUUCUUCCUCACACAUGGAGAAUCGUCCACAGGAGUGGUUCACCCCAUAGAUGGCAUAGGCCCACUUUGCCGCAAGUACAGCUGUUUAUUUCUGGUUGAUUCAGUAGCAGCAUUGGGAGGUGCUCCUAUCUGUAUGGAUGAACAAGGUAUUGAUAUUUUGUAUACUGGCUCUCAAAAGGUCUUGAACGCCCCACCAGGAACUGCACCAAUCUCCUUUAGCGAGAGAGCAUGCCACAAAAUAUUUAAUAGGAAAACAAAACCAAUCUCUUACUUCUUGGACUUAAACUGGUUGGCGAAUUAUUGGGGUUGCGACGACAAGCCUGUGCGCUCCUAUCACCACACUGGACCUGUAUCUUCUUUCUACGCUCUGCGGGAAAGUCUGGCCAUCCUUGCAGAGACUGGUCUUGAAAACUCAUGGAAACGGCACAAAGAGGUUGCAGAGUACUUCCAUAAAGGCUUAGAACAAAUGGGUCUAAAACUGUUUGUGCAGGAUAAGAAAGCAAGACUCCCAACGGUGACAACAAUAGUAGCUCCGCCAGGAUACGACUGGCGGGAAAUUACAGGGUACAUUAUGAAGACCUUUAACAUUGAAAUCUCUGGCGGUCUGGGUCCAUCUGCAGGCAUGGUUUUGCGUGUAGGGUUGAUGGGAUGUAACAGCAACAAGGCCAAUGUGGAUAAAGUGUUGGAGGCUUUGGCUGAUUCUCUUAAACACUGCCACAAGAGCAGAGUCUGACAACAUUCCUCAAUGAAAAGUCUCAUUGCUGACACAACAUCAUCAGAAAAAAAUUUAACUGUACUUUGAAAUUGUAUGCCAUCCAACUUGAGUGAAUAAAAGGACUAAUCAACAUGA